UCCUUCAUCAUUUCCUGACUAAAUAUUGCGCGUCGGGAGUGCCUGCAUAACCGCAUGAAGAACUGGCUAUACCUUCAAUAAACGUCGUUGAACCUCGAAAGAUUUACUCUACCAAGUCAACAUAAAGAGCUGAUCAUGUUUGCGCUAUGGGUUUUGCGCAGCCUCGUCGCAAUUUAUUCCAUUGAAGCGCUUGCGUCAAUUACGUGUGCCGAAUCCCAUUUGAAAAGUGGUAAAAACGCAUUUUUAACGCCGCUAAUAUCAAAGUUAACCUGUGAAACAUUUCAUGCAAGUUGUAAAUUAAACAACGGCACACAGCAUGACUGCGGGGUAUGUGCCAAUGAUUCGAGUCGUCCCUCUUGGAAGUCAUUAGUAUACCCAAAAGGAUCAGCCGAACAACAUGUGGAUAUUGUCAUCAAUCUGGAACAGGCGACGUAUCUCAACAAAAUUACUCUGAACACUGCAUUCACUCCUUUACCUUCAUUUUGGGCAAUUGAGAAAUAUUCAAGCGAUGAAACUCGCUACAGAACCUUGGCAGUGUUUGUGUCCGAUGUCUUUGAAUCAGUUUGCGACGAAGGUUUUAAUGAAACGUCUGAAUACCAAUGCAUUGUACAGCAACCUAUCAAGACUGGAUCAAGUCAUAAAGUCGUGGUACCUUUCCUCUCUGGCAGAGUGAACAUCAAGAAACUGCGUUUGAGAUUUUUCAGGCUACCAAAGUCAAAUACUCCUCAUGAAUUUGAGAGAUUUUACUCAAUUAAGGAGAUCACUAUUGAAGGAUUUCAAGUCCAUGGUGAUCACAAGAUUUCGUUACGAUCGAAAAGACAAGCUUGUAUUUGCUCGAGAUACGGUACAUCUGGCUUCGUUUGUAACCCUCUCAACGGUAACUGUCCAUGCAAGAGAGGCUAUAGUAGUAAACGGUGUACCAAGUGCUCCAAAGGGUACUACAAUUAUCCCAGAUGUACCAGAUGUGAAUGCUCGACGCUUGGGGCUAUCUCGCCAACGAGUUGCAGGCGCAGGGGAGGUCAGUGUCGUUGUAGACCAUUAAUCACUGGAAGAAAAUGCGACAAGUGUCAAAAGGGUUAUUACGGCUUUCCGAAGUGCAAAUGGUGUAACUGCCAUGUGAGACAUACGACUUCUGAGGGAUGUGAUUCGACCGGAAAGUGCUUAUGUAAAGAAAAUUAUGAUGGCGUGGGGUGCGGCGAAUGCAAGCUGGGAUACGUCAAUUAUCCUACAUGUACAAAACUAACAUGCACAUGUCCCUUGGCUGGCUCUACGAAAAUUGCAUGUAACGCCGCUGGCCGCUGUGACUGUAAGGAGGGUUAUAUUGGCUGGAAGUGUGACCGCUGCAAGUCUGGUUUUUAUGGUUAUCCCAACUGCAAAGCCUGCGAAUGUCACAACAAAGGUUCGUCGUCGUCUUCAAGAUGUAACUACAUCACCGGUCAAUGCAGUUGUGUGCAAAAUGUUGGAGGUCGAAAGUGCGAUCGUUGCGUGUCAGGAUACUUCGGAUUUCCCCGCUGUCGGCCGUGUGUUUGUAAUCCGAUUGGUACUUUGACAAAUAUAACGAGGAAUGUUUGCGCCUCUGGCAACGAUGAGUUUCAAUGUGUUUGCAAGAAAAACGUUGGAGGUGAAACAUGCAACCGAUGCAAGGAUCUCUACUACGAUUUCUCUCCACGUAACAGGCUUGGCUGUAGGUCAUGCGGGUGCUUUAAGAGCGCCACGAUUGGUGGCCUUGAAUCAUGUGAUGACAGACUUGGAAAAUGCUCGUGCAAGCCAUUCAUGCAGGGAACAAAAUGCUACGAAUGCAAGCGAGGUUAUCACUCGUUUCAGUCGUUAAAUAUCUUUGGAUGUCAAGCAUGUCAAUGCAAUCCUGGUGGAUCAUUGUAUGGAAACUGUGACAAACGGAAUGGCAAGUGUCGAUGUCGUCAGCACAUCACUGGUGAACAAUGCGACAGGUUGGAGAGUCGAACUGUAUACUUCCCUUCCUUGCAUCACAUAAAGUUUGAAGUGGAGAAUGGCAUUGCUUCAAAUGGUAAACCUGUGAAGUAUGAAUUUGAUUCUAAUAUUUUCCCUUCGUAUUCGUGGAAAGGAUACGUGAAAUUUUCACCGGAACAGUCUGGUGUCGUGCUCACGGUUCAAAUUCCUCGGCGUAGUCUUUAUCGCAUCCUAUUUCGUUGUAUAUUCGAACCCGUUGGCUAUCCAUGGACGACUGACGUCAGAUUUACUGUCAGUCCGACUGAAGGCGUUGCAGGCUUCGCUCGAAGCUUCUCCAUGACGAUGUCCUCGACAAGAAACGAGAACAGAGAACGCAGUGCUUUACUUUCUGUGUCAAAGAGCAAUGUACCGUACGAGGUACUCAUGUUUAAAGGAGCCUGGAAGCUGACCAUUUUCUGCGAAAGCAAGUACUUUUACAUGGAUAGCGUUGUUUUUCUACCAGAAGAAUACUACACCGGGCGAAUAUUGAAAACAGAGCGUUUCGAACCGUGUGCUGUCAACAGUUCGAGAGACAGGAUUUGUGAUAUGUAUAGUUAUCCGGAAGUUUCCGAUAAAAAUGCAGUGAAACAUGAAGCCGAAAAUGGUUAUUUUGCGAAAGAGGCCUGGGGACAAACCGAUAAACUGGGCUUGAAGUAUUACAGCAGUACCAAAGUGUUGAACGAAGUGCGUGGCAAUCGGCUGGUUUUAAUGAAUCAUGAGCAGCAUCGUUUCUCCAUUGACAUUACAAUCCCAUCAUCUGGUUUCUACGCCUUCAUCAUUCAUUACAUUAGUAAUGGGAACAGUCAUCACAAGAUUGAUAUUUACAUUCAUCGUGACUUUGGCGCCAUAUAUAUUGUUCCUUGUAAAUACCGCUUUGGUUGUCGUCAAGUUGCAAUGAAAGCCGACGCUAAGGUCGUGAAAUUCUUUGAUCUCGAUAAAGGGCGAACUCCAGUUAAGCUGUUUACAUCAAGAGAGGCGCAUGUUGCUGUCGAUUACGUAUCAGCAAUACCGAGAAGCUCGUGGCAUCCAGGCUACAUCAAACCUGCUUUCUUAUGCCGAUCUUUGCAACAUCAAUGUACUCAAUCAACGUACGAAAGACCAACGACGUUUGAACAGCAUCGAACGAUGUCAAAAUCUGUUGUACAAAGGGUAGGCAGUGUUUCUGGGAGCAGGGAAAAGGAUGCAUUGGUUCAAUUCAGAGAAUUCUUCAACAGAAAACUUGACAAUUUUGUCAUCAUCAUUCAAUAUCAGCAAACUAAGAACAUCGCAGUCAUUGGUCGGAUUUCAAUAACAACUUUUAGUACAGAGUUGCGCGGUGUUGCUGAAUUCAAAUAUUGUCCAAAUACCGAGUUUUGUCGUAUUGAAGUUAAAUCUAGUGAUGGAAGAGGUUAUUUUCGUAUAAGACAGGGAACGACUCGAAUUCAAGUUCGUUAUCCAUUAGCAAGCCAAGUGAAACUGUCGUGGGUCUACAGAAUACCUUUGGCGAGCUAUUCCAAUAGAGUUUUAUCAUUCACUCCUGCUGACGGUUCAAACACCUGGGUAGAGAGAUGCAGUCGCAACAAUUACCUAAUUGAUCCCAGUGAAGCGAACUAUUGCCGCAAUACGAGUUUUGCACUUGUUACCAGUUUCAAUAAUGGCGCGUUCCGUUGUCGAUGCAGCUUCUUUGGAGCUUCGUCUCCCUACUGUAACAAGAUUCACGGGCAGUGCACCUGUCGUAGACCUAAUAUAAUCGGGCGGCAGUGCACCGAAUGUCGUUCGGGAUACUAUGGAUUUCCAUACUGUCGAGCAUGUACCUGUGAUCCUCGAGGAGUUGAACGUGUUAACUGUGAUCGUCGUGGAAGAUGUAAAUGUAAACCGAACUUCUCCGGUCGAAGCUGCAAUCGCUGUAAAUCUGGGUACUUCAUGUUUCCCACUUGUAAACCGUGUAAUUGCGACAUACAAGGCUCACUGAGCAUGUUCUGUGGCUCAACCUCUGGACAAUGUCAAUGUCGGAGAGCCUAUGGUGGGAAAAAGUGCGACAGAUGUCGAGUUGGAUUCUUUGGUUUUCCUGAAUGCAAAGAAUGUAACUGUGAUGUUUCUGGUAUAAAACCUGUCGAGGGGUCAGUCUCGGGAUGCAAUUCCACGCAAGCGAUCGUAUGUAAAUGCAAAGAAAACGUCCGCGGUGAAUACUGUGACACUUGUAAAGAUUUCUAUUACAAUCUACGCUUCAGCAAUCCAAAAGGUUGUCAGAAAUGCUCGUGUAGCGAUCUCGGUACGAACAGUAAACUUAAGAAUUGCGAUAAAGUCUCUGGACAGUGCUCGUGUAAGCCACGCGUGGCGCGUCUCUCGUGUUCAGUAUGUAAAGAUGGUUCAACUUCCUUAAGAGAUUACAGUGUAUUUGGUUGCAAAGGCUGUGGUUGUAACUACGGUGGCUCAUUGGACAAUAUAUGUGACAAGAACACUGGGAAUUGCUCCUGCAAAAGCAAUGUUGGUGGGAAAAAAUGUGAUCAAUUAAAAUCAAGUAGGUACUACGAGCGAGACUUGCACCACAUCCGUGCCGAGUUCGAGGAUGGGAUAACGGACUCAUCGCGGCCAUUGCGUUUUCGCUACAACCAAUCAGAAUUCCCAGAUUUCUUCGGUCGUGGUUAUGUUCCCACGCUGAACAACCAGAACUCGUUCGAUAUAAUCGUAGCCAUUCCUAGACCGACCAAAUAUCGUCUUUUGAUUCGAUAUUCUUUGGAUUCCUACUGGUCAACCCGUGGUCAGGUGACAAUCUCACCGACGCGAAAUGUUGAUGCUCUGCCUCAAGGCUACAAGAGCGUUGUAGUCGUCUCGCUGCAAUUCAAACCCACGUCAACGCGACGGAAAGUCUACGCCGAAUUUCUGACUGUGAAGGAAGGCGCCCGUGAGACAGAGUUUUUCCUUAGUCGAGGAAAAUGGCGAAUCUCCUUGUUUGUAGCACCGUCAAAAUUGCUUCUGGAUUACCUUGUCAUGCUUCCGGAGGACUAUUACAAGGCGACGCAUGUAAGACGUCGUGUCGAAGAGCCGUGCGUCGUCAAUACGCAAACAGAGUUCUGUGUUGACUAUAAGUAUUUGUCCGUCGUGCGAGCCGAUGCGGUUACUGUACGUGCUAAAAUGGGAGUAUUGUCUGGUGCUCCUAGCAUACUUCCCUAUACACCAUUUACCAGUUAUCACGUUCUAAACAACAGGAACCAGUUGUAUCUACCGCUGCCUACGACGAAGUAUGGUUCUUAUGUUUUGAUGGUAACCUACUACCAGGAAACAAAAGCUGUCAGCAGUUUGUUCAUUGAUGUAAGGGCUGGGUUCGGUCACCAAGUUGGUCAAAUACGAACAUUUUAUUGCAAAUACACGUUUGGAUGUCGUCAGGUUGCUACAGACUACCAGAACAAAGUGAAAGCCUUCGGUCUUUUAUCGAACUCGAAGAACCAUUUGACUAUUAGUGCAAAUACCGUGGUUUCGUUGGAAUCCGUGAUCAUUAUCCCGAUAAAGAAAUGGAGCAUGGAGUACAUUCAGCCUGGGGAAUACUGCGUUAAAUCAAACGGUACUUGCUUAUUGACUACUUAUCCCAUUCCUAGCAGAGCCAUUAAGGUGGAAGCGGAGACUAGUGGCGGUGGGAUGCGACCGAGUUUGGCACUCGAUUCCUCAGUUCGAGCUGCUUAUCUUGCUGGAGACGGAGUACGUAAAUUAUCUUCGCCGGUAUCCCUUCGUAUUAGGAGUACGAUUGCUCCAGGCCGUUACAUAGUCAUCGUGCAUUAUUAUCAGCCGUCCUACGGUGAUUACAAAGGAAAGAUCAUUCUCGAGAGUGGUCGCGUCACAGCUUUAUACCUCAAGUUCCAACAUUGCCCGAACGUGGGCGGUUGCCGAGCGCUUGCCCGAGAUAAAACUACCGACAUGCCUCGAUCGCUGUACAUCAGCGCGAAUUUAGAUAUCACUAUUUUGAAUAAAGAUGCUCCCGAUAGAGAAGUGUGGAUUGACUAUGUUCUGUUUGUGCCAAACCGUCAUUUUACAAACGACAUGGAAAAACAACUGCCGGUAAACUUGGCAACGAGGUUCAUCAAACAAUGUGGCAGGAACCAUCUCGUCAUCAACAGCUCCGACGAGUUUUGUAAGCAGUCCGUAUUCAAAAUGACAACGAUGUUCAAUGGCGAUUUGGCUGCGUGUGAUUGCAACGGGCGCGGCUCGAUGUCGUCCUCAUGUGAGCAAUUUGGUGGGCAAUGCACGUGCAAAGCCAAUAUUGUCGGACGAAAAUGCGACAAAUGUAGAGGUGGUUACACUGGCUUCCCGAACUGCAGGCGUAGAUAAGGAUCUUGACAAACCUUGCAGCAAAGAAAGUCACUUUACAGAAAUUUUCAUAGCAAAGUUUUCUGCUACAUGGCCAAAAUGCUAGCUGUAUGCAUUCCGACAAUACCACAGACUUCCAAUUUCAUGUAUAUACAGUCCAAUACAUAUAUAUAUAUAUAAUUUAUAGUUUGAUUAUUUUAACAAGUAUUUUUGCUGAUUUCGAUCCUUUAUAUAAUACUUUUUACUUACUAGUUUUUACACACUUUCAUUUCAUGCAGCAUUACCCAAAGUAUUCCACUUGGAAUGUGUUUCUGGGUGCACUCUGUUAAGUACAAUAGUUGUUUUUAAUAAGAGUUUUUCCUAGUGAAACUUGAACUUAUUGAUGCAUAGCGCAACACUUUCAAAACACUUGGAGUAAAAGAGUGUAAUACUGCCAUUGUUUUGCAUAUAUCUCCUUGAUGUGUUCUUUCAGCGACUGUUUGCUUGAUAAAAACAGACAAACAGCAACUGAAAGAAGACAUCGUAGAAAUUAAACUUUAUAUUUGUUCA
Molecule: messenger RNA, 6798 nt
Organism: Xenia sp. Carnegie-2017
Lineage: Eukaryota; Metazoa; Cnidaria; Anthozoa; Malacalcyonacea; Xeniidae
Product: laminin subunit alpha-3-like
Exons: 35
Coding region: 136-6270 (2044 amino acids)
Source: RefSeq, a predicted model, not a curated record